AUGAAAGUGCAAGCCAUUCUGAUCUAAUUUGUGAUUUUAGCAAAUGUUAUCAGCUCGAAUGAUAUCUUUGGCCAAGAGCAGGUCGGCUUCCUUAAAGAUAGAAGAAUGAGGAACCUUUAAGCUAAGAAGUCUUACUCAGUUGGCUUGACUAGGAACAGAGAUUCUUACACUGCUGACUUAUACGUUGGAUCUACCUAGUAGAAAUAAACAGUUUUUCUUGAUACAAGAGGACUGUGGACUACUAUAGAAUCUGUAGAUUGCUUUAAUUGUCCAGGAUUGAAGUACAACGAAACUAGAAGCACCACCUUCAAAGUUGCUAAUGACGAGAAUACAUUAUUAAACUAUUUAUCUUGUUCAUUCCUUGGAUAUACUGGAACAGAGAGAUUAUCUCUAGGUGAUAGAGCAUAUAUUGCUAAUGAUGUCCCAAUUUUCAUGGCUAGAGCUUAAAACAACUUGGCUAGCGUCUUUGAUGGAGUAUUAGGACUUGCACGUGAAAUUAACGUAAAUAACUCACACAGAUUCAUUACCAUUCUUCAAAAAGCAAAUGCUAUCCAAAGUCGCUCAUACUCUCUAUUUAUUCCAACUGGUUCAAGAACAGGAAACAUUGAUAUUGGUGACCCAGUUUAUACAAGAGUAAAAAGUGGUAUUAAUUUGAGUAACCUGACACUGAUAACUGGAACAACUGAUUGGGUUGUAAGAUCACAAAAAUUCAUUAUUGGGUACUCAAUAAAAUCCUACGAAAAUGACUAUGGUAGCUCAAAUGCUACCUUUGACCUAAAUUAGAGAUAUAUCGUUGUACCUCAAAAUUUCCAUAGAUAUUUUGUGAAUUUCUUGACAUUUAAUCAGAGAAAUGGAGUAGUAGCUGACAAGCCAAAUAUGUUCCCCUGUGAUCCAACCCUCUAUCCUACAGUCUUCUUGCAAUUAGGAAAUUUCUACUUUGAGAUCAGACCUGAGAGCUUUGUUAUCAAUGAAAAUGAUGGUAGUGGUCUUUGUGUUAUAGGCUUUGUAAGUGCUAAAACAAAUAGUUGGAUUCUUGGACAAGUCUUUCUCAACAACUAUUACACUUACUUUGAUGACUUAAAAGGCAUUAUUGGAAUUGCCCCUCACUCCUCAUCAAAAGCUACAAUCACUCCAAUCACUAUUUGA
This is a messenger RNA of Stylonychia lemnae, 1146 nucleotides long. The record is from the annotation of a GenBank genome assembly. Lineage: Eukaryota; Ciliophora; Spirotrichea; Sporadotrichida; Oxytrichidae.